Balaenoptera musculus (blue whale) is the source of this 2326-nucleotide messenger RNA. RefSeq names its product glutamine rich 2 (gene QRICH2). Bases 88 to 2301 code for a protein of 737 amino acids. Lineage: Eukaryota; Metazoa; Chordata; Mammalia; Artiodactyla; Balaenopteridae. The record is from RefSeq and is a predicted model, not a curated record. The transcript has 17 exons.
AUUUGGAAACACCUGAACCAGAGCAGCAUGACCGGGCACAUUCUGUCCCAGACUCCCGUGGCCCAGGGUACCAAGAUGUAGAUCAGUAUGUCGAGGAGCACACACUCCCUUGGCUGUUUACACCGAGGCUCAUCAGAAAGGAGUGAUGUUCAGGGUGAGAAACGUGAUUCACUGGAUAAAUUGGCUCCUAGCUUCCCCACGGCAGUGGAAACAUUUCGUCUGAUGGGAGAGCUUAUCGGCCUCUACGUGGAGCUUAAGGAGAACAUAAAGGAUCUGGAGGAUGAACAAGCUGGCCAAACAGACUUGGAGAAGAUCCAGUACCUGCUGGCAUUGAUGGUCAAGAAGUCCAUACCCGCUGACCUGCAGGAACAGCUGAAGACCUUAAAGGCCUUGACCAAAGAAGUUCAGCAGGAAAAAGCAAAACUGGAGAAGAUGAACAGGAUCCUGGAGGGGGAGGGGGAGCAAGAAACAGGAAAGGAGGUGAAAGCUGGCCAGCUGAGCCUGCAGCUGGGAAUCCUCAGAGUCACCGUGGCUGACAUCGAGAAGGAGCUGGCGGAGCUGAGGGAGAGUCAGGAACGGGGCAAGGUCAGCAUGGAACGUUCCGUCUCCGAAGCCUCCCUUUACCUGCAGGAUCAGUUAGACAAGCUCAGGACGAUCAUCGAGAACAUGCUGGCCUCGUCCUCCACGCUGCUGUCCAUGAGCAUGAGCGCGGCCCCGCACAAGCUCCCGACCACCCUGGCACCCGGCCAGAUCGACCCUGCGGCCACCUGCCCAGCCUGCAGCCUGGACCUGAGUCACCAGGUCAGCACGCUGGUGCAGCGCUACGAGCGGCUCCAGGACAUGGUCAGCAACCUGGCUGCCACCCGGCCCUCCAAGAAGGCCAAGCUGCAGAGCCAGGAUGAAGAGCUGCUGGGCCGCGUCCAGAGCGCCAUCCUGCAGGUACAGGGCGACUGUGAGAAACUCAGCAUCACCACCAGCAGCCUCAUUGAGGACCAUCGGCGGAAGCAGAAGGACAUCGAAGUGUUGUACCAGGGUCUGGAGAAGCUGGAGAAGGAAAAGGCCAACAGGGAACACCUGGAGAUGGAGAUCAAUGUGAAAGCCGACAAGAGUGCCCUGGCGGCCAAAGUGAGCCGUGUCCAGUUUGACGCCACCACGGAGCAGCUGAACCGCAUGAUGCGGGAGCUGGUGGCCAAGAUGAGCGGGCAGGAGCAGGACUGGCAAGAGAUGCUGGACAAGCUCCUGGCGGAGAUGGACGGCAAGCUGGACCGCCUGGAGCUGGACCCAGUGAAGCAGUCACUGGAGGAUCGCUGGAAAUCCUUGCGACUGCAGCUCAAAGAGCGUUCUCCACUCUACCAGGCGGACGAGGCAGCCGCCAUGCGGAGGCAGCUCCUGGCACAUUUCCACUGCCUCUCAUGUGACCGUCCCCUGGAGACGCCUGUGACUGGAGAAGUCAUCCCCCUGACUCCUGUGGGCCCAGGCCUGCCCGGGCACCGGUCCACCCGCCCCUACACGGUCUUUGAACUGGAGCAGGUCCGGCAGCAGAGCCGCAACCUGAAGCUGGGCAGCGCUGCCUUCCCCCGGGGCAACCCGGGGCAGACGGAGCGGAGCGUGGGGCGCCUGCGCAGCAUGCACUCCAAGAUGCUGAUGGACAUUGAGAAGGUGCAGAUCCACUUCGGGGGCUCGGUCACGGCCAGCAGCCAGAUGACCCGCGAGCUGCUGCUCCCCCAGCGCCUCGGCUGCUCCUGCUGCCGACGGCUGCCCGACGCGGCCGAUCACACCUACCCGAGGGCGCCCCGGCGCUGCGGGGGCAGCCACACCCUCACCUGCCCCUCCCGCCGCAGCCGCCUGCAGCACCUGGCACAGGGCCUGUACCCCACCGAGGAGAUCCAGAUCGCCAGGAAGCACGACGAGGUGGAUAUCCUGGGCCUGGACGGACAUAUUUACAAGGGACGGAUGGAUACAAGGCUGCCGGACAUCCUGAACAAAGACAGUUCGGGGAUAAAGCACAAGGCCAAGCAGUCCCAGCCCCACGUGCACCGGCAGCGGUCGCUCAGCGACAGCACUCAGCUGCCCUCACGGCCCCAGAGCGCUCAGAUGCUGGCUGGCAACAACUCAGGUCCUUCUCUUCAACGGAAAGACAGACCCGUCUCCACCGAGGGGCGCCUCUCCCAGCCGAAUACAGCUCACCUGCCCAGUGAGAUGGCAGACCUGCCAGCGGGGCUGGAGAUGCACAUGGACGUGCCUCCUGGGGAGGGGCUCGAGGAGCCCACCCGGGGGCCGCGGUCCACCACUUCUCACUGAGCAGAGCUAUAAAUAAAUGUUGAGG